AUGUCCUCUCUUUUUCUCGUGUUAAUAACUCUCCUCGAUUUCUCUGUUUUUGUCUCUCUCUCUCUCUCUCUCUCUCUCUCUCUCUCUCUCUCUCUCUCUCUAUCUCUCUCUCUAUCUAUCUAUCUAUCUAUCUAUCUAUCUAUCUCUUUUCCUCUUCUUUCUACUCUUGGCUUCUCUCUGAUCUCAUUUCCUUUCACUUUGUCUCUCUUUCUCUUCAUUUACUUUCUCUCUCUCUUAUUUUCUUUUCACUGCGUUCCUCUUCAUCUCUCUCGCCAUCGAUCCAAGACAAUAAAAAAAUCACUCUUUCUUUUUCACAUCUUAAAAACUGAGUUGCGUUAUCGUAAUUUUAUAAUUUUCUUUUUUACUUUCCUUUCUUUUUAUUCAGAUUUCUUUUUGUGGCUUAUUUACCUUAAGGUCUGUUAUGAACAGGACCGAUAUCUACCUUUCUUUAAAUUUAUGUUACUUGUGUUCAUCCUACAUUACAUAACUGCAAUCAUUUCCAUCACGAAGUCAACCAUCUUUCCUUCUUUUGAUUUCCUUCCUUCUUUUUAUUUAUUUCUUUCUUUCUUUCUUUCUUUCUUUCUUUCUUCAUUCUCGCUUUCUUUCACCCUUUCUUUUUUUCAUUCUUUUUUUCUUUCUUUCUCCCUCGUUUUCUUUUUCUUUCUUUCUUUUGCUUUCUUUCUUUCUUUUGCUUUCUUUCUUUCUUUCUUCUUUUCUUUCAUUUUUAUUGUUGCCUUCUUUUUCUUCCUUUUUAACUUUUUUCUUUAUCUUUCUUUCUUUUUCGCUCAUUUUACGUAA
Molecule: messenger RNA, 798 nt
Organism: Acanthosepion pharaonis
Lineage: Eukaryota; Metazoa; Mollusca; Cephalopoda; Sepiida; Sepiidae
Source: the annotation of a GenBank genome assembly